This is a messenger RNA of Colias croceus (clouded yellow), 2307 nucleotides long. Its product is annotated as probable ATP-dependent helicase PF08_0048. Bases 1 to 2307 code for a protein of 768 amino acids. The transcript has a single exon. The record is from RefSeq and is a predicted model, not a curated record. NCBI's taxonomy places the organism in Eukaryota, Metazoa, Arthropoda, Insecta, Lepidoptera, Pieridae.
AUGUCUUUUCAAAGCCGGGCAAACGAUCAGCUUGUUUUCGAUCGUCAACAUAAUGAAAACGUAAACGAAACGUUUGCGACGGAACGAUGUCGAUCGAAAACUAAAAAUAAUAUAAACGACAUUUAUUACGGAGAAGCAAUCUCGCAAUCAACUUUUUAUGAUAGUAACCGAAAACAAUACGGCUCAUUCGAUGAUAUUAAAGAUAUUGCUACUGUAAAUUUACAUCGCUCCGAACUCGAUAGAAGAUUAUCGAUGCAGAGUAAUAAUCCGAACAUUUAUCAGAGCGCUUUCGAAUAUCCAAUUUCUGAACGCCCUUCCGAUUGCUACAGCUUAUUCGAAUGUAGUAGCCAUUUCCUUCAACAGACCUUACCAAAAUCGGACAAUUUAGAUUUCACUUUGGAUGUAGGCGAAGAUAAAUAUCAAGACAGUUUUUUGCCAAGUCUUACAAUAUUUAAUCAGAAAUUUAUUGAAAAAUCCUCGAUUGAGGAAGAUUCGCUUAUGAAAGCAAAAAUAAUAGAGUUGCCUCCGGAUAGCCCGCCCGAUGAAAACGCAAUAGGCUUAACUUCUAAGACUGACUAUAAAAAAGAUAUUUAUCCAGUGGUUGAGCAGUUUUUGCAGAAUUUUAAACUCAGUAACGAUACGGAUAAAUCGCCAAACAACAAUGACGAAUUCAAUAAAAUGGAUACGGAUAGCAAUUUCUUUAACUAUUCUACGUCUAUUGGAGAAAAAUUAUUAAAAAUGUUUGAAAAAAUCCAUCCAGGUCCUAUUGAAAAUAAAGUAGAUGAACCUAAUGAUCAAGUAGUAAAACAAAAUUUAGAAGCUGAAGCGAAUAGUGCGCUAAGUGUUGCUCACGAUGAAGGAGAUCUUAAAGUGUCAGAUAUAUUAGAAAAUAAAAAUCAGGCUGAGCCUGACAUCAUUGGUACUGAUAGAAUUAAUGAAAAUAAAGAAAAUUUGCCAAAAUGUGAAGUUCAAAAGGACGAGGUCAAACAGCAUGCCAAAAGAGAGGACAAAGUAAAUAGUUUCAUAGUAGUCGAUUUACCGCGACAUGAUACAUGCAGUACAAAAGAUAGAAUUUCUACUGUCCAAAAAACUAUUAAGAAAUCCGGGACUAAAUCCAAAAUAACUAUGAGACAUUGUUCUGACACUGUAAGAAGUAUGAAUAAAUGUGAAACUGACUAUGAUGACAUGUUUGACCAUAAAAAACUAAAUUUGACGCCCAGAUCUUUUAAACUGCGUGCUAGAAAAAACUAUUCUCUUUUAUUCGACAAUAUCAUUAACAGUGAAUUUGGUACAGAAAAACAAACGAGGUUAGAAUCUGGGGCAGUAAAUAAAAAAGUUGAUACACGCACAUUUAAUGAAAAAUAUGAAAACGAAGAGCAACCUGCAGCUGAAAUGGCCAAAGUUAAUAAUGAAAACAACAGUGAUUCAAAAGACUCAAAACAUAUUCAAAAAAAUAUCGAUAGCUCAGAUAAUAACAACGAAGAUUUUUAUAUUCGCAAAAUAGAAAAAGAAAAAUAUAAUAUCACUAGACCCUAUAUCCCUCUUGAAAUAACAAAACAUAGACAUAAUACAAUACUUCAACUCAAGGAAAUUCACGUGGCGCCAAUAUUAGAUAAUAAUGAUCAGAUGAUUAAAAAGAGUAAGUGUGAAAGUGUAAAUAUAGAUAAAAUCGAUGAUUCACAAAAAGAUGAACAUACGAAUAAUAAGAAAAUAGAAACUGAAAUGGAAACUGUGAUAAUUAAAGUGAAGACAGAUGUAAAAGAGAACCAAUCUAAAAAUUCAGAUUUAAAUAAUAUCACUAAAAAAAGCGCAGAAAAUGAUAGGGAUCAAUUGAUAAGUGGGACCACCAAAAAGAGGAACAUUAUGAGCUUGUCUAAUCCAGUUGCAUCGUGUAAACAUGACAGCAAGAAACAAAACAUUAAAGAAGAGAAACACGAUUUGCAACAAGCCAGCAAAAGUAACGCCCAAAUGUGUGAAAAACAAAAUUUGGAAGCUCAACGAAGUCAAAUUAAGUUCGGUAAAAAUGACAAUAAAAAAGAUAGUCAGAGACACGCGCGGCAAUCUGAAGCUUACAGAAAAUAUAGUCUGAAUUUAGACAGUGAGGUUAAAAAAGAAGACCCUAUAGAUAAAGAAUCAAAACAAGAAGAUCCCAAUUCUGAUUCCAGUUCGUCUGACGAUGACCAGCGACAUAAACGCAAGCUGAGGAAGAACCGAGCAUAUAAACAUCGUCACCAAUACCAAAAACGGUUGAAAUGGAAAACUUGCAAGAAAAAUAAACACAGCAAAAGUAAUUCGGAGAAAGAAUAA